CAUUUGAUCCUAGAAAAGAAAGAAAGAAUGGUUGUUUGGAGGUAUGAGAGAGGACGUUGAAGAUGGCUACCAACAGCACAGGGAAGACGAGAAGAAUGAAACCAGGAAGAGGGUGCAGAUGUCCUAUUCCCAGGGGAGCGAAAAAUAGCACGGCGGCCACCACCAGCAUUGCCACCAGUGAACCGAUGGCCCACCCACCUUCUUCCUCUUCCAUGAUGUCUAAUUCCACCACUAACAUAAAUAGGGUUUGGUGUCUCUUGGGGAAGAGUCGUAUUUCCAUAUCAUCAGGCAUGGUGGUGUUAGGCUACACCACACGAGAAGAAGUUAUUUCACUUUAUCUUCUUUCUCUGUUCAUGUUUUUGGUCUUCUCUCUGCAACUGCGACUGCGACUGCAACUGCAACGGCUCUUCUCCAUAGCUAUGCUUGCUGAUCGUCAAUCGUCCUCAGAUUCUUCUAUUAGACCUCGAGAUGUUUGCAUUGUGGGUGUUGCGCGUACUCCAAUAGGGGGUUUUCUUGGUUCCCUUUCCUCGUUCUCUGCUACUCAGCUUGGAUCCAUUGCAAUCAACUGUGCCCUUAAGAGAGCAAACGUUGACCCAUCACUCGUGCAAGAGGUCUUCUUUGGGAACGUUCUCAGUGCAAACUUAGGCCAAGCUCCUGCUAGACAGGCUGCCUUGGGUGCUGGUAUUCCCAAUUCAGUCAUCUGCACCACUGUUAAUAAAGUCUGUUCAGCCAGCAUCAAAGCCGUAAUGCUUGCAUCACAAAGUAUCCAAUUAGGCGUUAAUGACGUUGUUGUGGCUGGUGGCAUGGAAAGCAUGUCUAAUGCCCCUAAGUAUUUGUUUGAUGCUGCAAAGUUGAGGAAGCUUAGACCAAGCUUUAAGGAUGGUGGAUCUGUUACUGCUGGCAAUGCUUCCAUCAUUAGUGAUGGUGCAGCAGCAUUGGUGCUAGUGAGUGGGGAGAAAGCUCUUAGGCUUGGUUUGCAAGUAAUUGCUAAGAUAAGAGGAUAUGCUGAUGCUGCUCAGGCACCUGAAUUAUUUCCAACUGCCCCAGCCCUUGCAAUACCAAAAGCUAUUUUGAAUGCUGGUUUGCAGACUUCUCAAAUUGAUUACUAUGAAAUAAAUGAAGCUUUUUCGGUUGUGGUUCUUGCCAAUCAAAAGCUGCUUGGCCUUAAUCCUGAAAAGGUUAAUGUUCAUGGUGGAGCUGUAUCUUUGGGACAUCCAUUAGGAUGUAGUGGAGCUCGUAUAUUAGUCACAUUGUUAGGGGUCCUGAGACAUAAGAAUGGGAAGUUUGGGGUUGGUGUAAUCUGCAAUGGAGGAGGAGGAGCCUCUGCACUUGCCGUUGAACUCAUGCCAGCUGCAAUGGUGGGAUGUUCCAAGUUAUAAAUGAUUUGCAUUCUCCAUUAUCAUACCAUCAUUCAGGUCUAUAUUUCUUUCCUUUUUCCAAUGAAGGGAAUAAUAAGUAUUGAGUAUGUAUGAAACAUUCCAAAGAUAUAAAUAUUGUUACUUCUUGAUCUUACCACCCUCUUACCACCCUUGUGCACUUCUGUUUGGCUUCUGUUUCCUCUUUAUGCUCAGUUCUUUGGUGCACGGGUUGAUAUUUAAAUUCCAAUGUCAUAAGCUAAGAGAAGGUUUGUAUGAAGAAUAAUAGGAUUGAAUAUAGGCUGCAGCAAAUUUGAGAUUGCGGAACGAUUAAAUCAGUUGUUCUACA
This is a messenger RNA of Rubroshorea leprosula, 1704 nucleotides long. The record is from the annotation of a GenBank genome assembly. NCBI's taxonomy places the organism in Eukaryota, Viridiplantae, Streptophyta, Magnoliopsida, Malvales, Dipterocarpaceae.